Messenger RNA from Cyclocybe aegerita, 474 nucleotides. NCBI's taxonomy places the organism in Eukaryota, Fungi, Basidiomycota, Agaricomycetes, Agaricales, Hemipholiotaceae. The record is from the annotation of a GenBank genome assembly.
AUGUUUUCUGCUCUUCGUGCUGCUGCCGCCCCCCGUGAGCUUUCUGCUCGGGUGUUCUCCACCACUCCUAGGCGCGCUAGCGACCUCGCGAAACUGGUCCUCAUUGGACGUUUAGCCCGGGACCCGGAGGCUCGUCUGACCAAAAAUGAGAGGGAAUAUAUAGCUUACACCGUUGCUACCACCACAUCCCCACCAACUGUAGACUCCAACGGAGAACGGCAAUACGCACCUUCCACUUUCCACCGCGUCCUUUCCUUCAACGAGGGUUCCAACAGAUAUCUCCGAACUCUGAAAAAAGGUAGUAAGGUCUAUGUGGAAGCUGCUUUCGAGUUGAAGGAGCCGGAAGCCGGAGCAGACCCUACCACCCCUCAGGGCCAACGCCAGAUAUUCCUCAAACACGAAACUAUUCGUGUUGUGACCUACCCUAAUUCUCAACCUGAAACCAGUGAACCAGAUUCCGAACACGGUUUCUAG